Messenger RNA from Aureobasidium vineae, 1098 nucleotides. The record is from the annotation of a GenBank genome assembly. Lineage: Eukaryota; Fungi; Ascomycota; Dothideomycetes; Dothideales; Saccotheciaceae.
AUGUCGUGGAUGGACUCAUGGUCUCGGCCAAAGAAGAAUGCUGCUACUCCCNCUCCGCUGUACUUGACCUCGGAUCAAGUACGCUAUUGCCAUACGUGUGGCAGAGUUAUCGUGACCCAAACACAAAUAUACAGAGUCAAGACUGACCAACCCCUUCAGNGCUCCAGAAAAUCAAAUUCGGCGAAAACAGCAGCUACAGAAGUGAAAUUUUGCUCAGACCGCUGCAAGAGGCACAAACUACGACCAGCCGACAAACGCAUCGAGGCCGCCUUUGCCGCCCUUCUCGAUGGCCAGGAUGCUUCCCAAUUCGCUGCCGUGCAAGGUGACUCCUCAGCACCUGGAGAAGAAAUCUCCAAAACUAUAUCUAAUCAAGACAAUGGCGAAAAGCCACACGACAAGUACGACUACAGCAAAAGCAGGAAGAAGCAGCAAAAGGUCAAAGGCGAUCCGAGGAUCCUUGUGUCUUGCAGCGAGGUAGAGACUCUGAUCUACGGAUCCCGCGAAGACCCGGAAAAGACGUUUGGACGCAAAAAGAACAGGGCCAGGCGUGGUGUUGCUGAUGAUGAUGUUUGGAAGAGCAUCGAUAUGGUGGAUUCAGAUACCGAUACUGGAACUGCAGAGACCGCUUCUGCAGACGAGGACGCCAUGGACAGCGGCGGCGCCAAAAUUGUGGAUAAUAGAGGUGUUCCUCUGGCUGAGGCUCUCGAGGGCGAUGCGGAUGCCGACGUGGUAAAAAUCAAAGGCCGCGUGCGACCUCCCCAGUCAGAAUCUGAUGUCAACGGUUCGGUGGGCGGAGAAAAGGGAUGGGCAGAACGAAUCAACGAGACACCCGAGAUGCUGCAGAAACGAAGAGAGGGACAGAGAAGAGCAGAGGAAAAGGAGAUGGUCAAGUGUGCCGCCAGAAGAGCUGUGGUCUUUGGUCUUGAGAGCAGCAGAGCGCUUACCGGGGAGGCAAAGAAGGGAAAGAAAGCAAAGGACGAUGAGGAUGGAGAAGUCAAGCAGGAAGGAAGAAGGAUGUGUGAGGCUGUCAUGCACGGAGCUGUCGUUGAACCAUCAUACGCUAAAGGAGACUGGUCUAUCAGAUGGCGAGAAGAGUGA